UAUUCACUAUCAAUGCUGCCAGUACUAAAAUCUAUAGUCCACAUUACGUACACUAUACCAUUCCAAUACAGAAAGUAAAUAUCGGAAUGCAGCCAUCAUUACUGCUUUAUAAAAAGUUUCUCUUCGUGUCUCAUAUUUCAUGAUAUGUAUCAGCUGUUCGGUGACAGUUUACCAACCAUAGAAAUUAUAGAAGAUAUAGAAGUCGCGAAAUAGUGAAAGAGGUUGUUUGGGAUGCGACUACAAUAUGGCUAUCUAGUGAUUGAUAAUUGAGCGAUACGUUAGCAGACAAAGGAACGACGCAGUUUUGAUGGUAAUUUGUAUCGCUUCGCGCGUCGUAUAUUUGUUCGUUUCACUGUUUAAAUAAAGCAAAUAAAUAAAUCAAGUAGAAUGCUGGAACUCGAGGUGGUGCCAGAAAGAUCUCUCGGAUGCGAGCAAUGGGAAUUUAUUUUAGGUAUGCAUUUUUCUCAAUCGGUAUCGAUAAUACAAUCCCAAGUUGGCGUUAUAAGAGGAGUACAAGUACUUUAUAGCGACAGUAAUCCAUUGGAUGUGGAUCUAGUUAUAAAUUUACCACACGAUGGUAUUCGGCUUAUAUUCGAUCCUGUUGUACAAAGGCUGAAGAUAAUUGAAAUUUACAAUAUGAAAUUAGUAAAAUUGAAAUAUUGUGGCUUGCCGUUCAAUUCGCCGGAGGUAUUACCUUCUAUCGAACAGAUAGAACAUUCAUUUGGCGCAACUCAUCCUGGUGUUUAUGACAGUGAAAAGCAGGUAUUUGUACUAAAUUUUCGAGGAUUGUCAUUUUACUUUCCAAUCGAUUCAAAAUUCCAACCUGGAUACGCUCAUGGAUUAGGCUCAUUGCAAUUUCCAAACGGGACUUCUCCUUUAGUCGCGAAAACAGCGAUUUACAUUGGAAACAUGCCAGCCGGUGGUAGCGGCGAAGAACAUGGAUCAAAAACACCACCGCCACCUUUGCCACUUGUUUGUUAUCAUAAUAACUUGUACUUGGAAAAAGCUGAUAUUAUUCGAGACAAGAUGCGCACUCGAGGACUUAGAUUACAUCUUUUCACUGAAGGAAGCUCUGGAACAAGAGCAUUAUUGGAGCCAAAAAAACGAUGUUUGAUUAAAGAGGUAUUAUUUGGCGAUACUUGCGAAGAUGUUUUAAGUGCGCUUGGUGCGCCGUCUAAAGUAUUUUAUAAAGCUGAGGAUAAAAUGCGUAUUCAUAGUCCACACGCGCACAAACGGGACAAGAUAAGACGAUCAGACUUUUUCUAUAAUUAUUUCACUUUAGGUUUGGAUAUCUUGUUUAAUGCGAAAACUCAAUGUAUAAAAAAAUUUGUACUUCACACAAAUUAUCCAGGACACUACAACUUCAAUAUGUAUCACCGUUGUGAAUUUUCUUUGACUUUGCCACCUGAAAAUAAUUCUACGGAGUCGGGAAAGUUAAUCGACGUAUCUCCUUCUCCAGUUACAAUCACUGCCUAUACAAAAUGGGAUAGAGUGAGCGAACAAUUGAAGGCGAGUGCACGUCCCGUGGUAUUAAAUCGUGCAUCUUCAACGAAUACAACUAACCCGUUUGGUUGUACAUUUUGCUACGGUAUACGAGAUGCGAUUGUUGAAGUUAUGGCUAAUCAACAUAUCGCAAGCAUUACUUUGUAUAAAACGGCGUGACCUUGUUCAUCUAUAUGAUAUAAUGCGUUAUGUAAUACAAUUUGUGACAUGCAGUUGGAAAUGGUAAAAUUACUUUAGCUAUUUUUCAAGAUCUUAUAUUUUCCAGUGAAGACGAGACAAGAAAAUAAUUGUGCAUAGAAUACUAAAAAGGCUUUUUUUAAAUAAACAAUACUGUUAUUUUAAAAUAUAAA
Linepithema humile (Argentine ant) is the source of this 1853-nucleotide messenger RNA. Its product is annotated as PHAF1 protein CG7083. Gene Ontology annotation, cellular component: trans-Golgi network. Gene Ontology annotation, biological process: Golgi to plasma membrane protein transport. The record is from RefSeq and is a predicted model, not a curated record. Lineage: Eukaryota; Metazoa; Arthropoda; Insecta; Hymenoptera; Formicidae.